Molecule: messenger RNA, 2020 nt
Organism: Hydractinia symbiolongicarpus
Lineage: Eukaryota; Metazoa; Cnidaria; Hydrozoa; Anthoathecata; Hydractiniidae
Exons: 1
Coding region: 17-1780 (587 amino acids)
Source: RefSeq, a predicted model, not a curated record
CUGACACGAAGAAAAGAUGAAUUUUGGUGCAAUUAAUAACGAUAAUAACUUUAACAAGAAUAGAUCUGGUCCUCCGAAACCUCCUCCGUAUGUUAUCUGCUAUUUAUGCGGAAGGAAAUAUGGGACUAAAUCCAUAAGUAUACAUGAACCAUCCUGUAUUAAAAAGUGGAAAGCAGAAAACAAAAAGCUGCCAAAACACUUGCGUCGAAAAAUGCCAACAAAGCCAGAUUAUAGUGUUUUAUCAUCUGGAGAUGGCAAUGCAGUAGAUCAGAUGAAUGAAAUGGCAUUUAAGGCAGCUCAGGAACAGCUAAUUCCUUGUGAAUUUUGUGGUAGGACAUUUUAUCCUGAACGAUUACCUGUGCAUCAACGCUCUUGCACAGCGGAUAAACCUGCAGCUGCUCGCCCAAGAACGGUGACAAAGGGUAGAACUGCUCCUCUUGCUCACACUAAUCAACAAAUUAACCCAAAGCAGCAGCCUUCUAAUGCUAAGUCGGAAACUCUGUCUAAGCACCGCACCUCUAACCAAAAAGUAAAGGAAACCUCAAAAGAAAACUCAAAUGGUGGUCCUACAAUGUUAUGUGGAUUAUGUCAGAAACAAGUAUCUGUUUCAAAUAUUCAAGCUCACCUAAUGCAAUGCAAUGAAGAAAUGACAAAAAGAUUAGUUCAAAGCGAAGCUCAACAUAAAGAUCCCCCUCUGCAGAAAGUAGAAAGGCCUAGAACUAGAACCUUACAAAGAGGUCCUUCAAAUUCUGACAAAAAAGAUGCGGAGGCUGAUUCUAAGAAUAAUGUAAAUCAUGCCACUUAUGACAUUGAUUCACCCGAUGAAGCCGCACCUCAAAAACAUCGCAAGAAAUCAAUAAAUAGAAAAUUAUCCAAAACAAAUACCCAAGAGCCCCCUGCAACCACAAACUAUCCCACUUAUAAUGUUGACCCAAAUGAACAAGAGAGGGAAGAUUUGGUUGAGUGUCCUCUCUGUAAUCGUCGUUUUGCUGCAGACCGCAUAGCUAAGCACCAAACUGUUUGCAAAAAAAUAGCAACAAAACCAAAAAAGGUUUUUGAUGCUUCAAAGCAAAGGUUGGCAGGAACAGAAGCAGCUCAGUUCUAUACCAAAAAUAAACAAAAGAGCCAACCUGCUGCUCCCAAAUCUAACUGGAGGCAAACACACGAGGAUUUUAUAAAAUCAAUCAGAAAUGCUAAAAAGGUUACUGCACAUAUGGCAAAGGGCGGUAAAGCUUCUGAUCUGCCACCACCUCCCCCCUCGUUGAAUCCAGAUUACGUCUAUUGCCAACAUUGUGACAGGAGAUUUAACCCAGAAGUAGCAGAAAGACAUAUUCCAAGAUGCGCCACAAUUGUAAACAGACCUAAGCCACCAAAACAGAAAGCUCUAGAUGCAUAUAAAUCGCCCCAGCCUAAGAAGCAACAAUCUAAGUCAAACGUAAGUCAAUAUUGGAAUGCACCUAGCAGACAGAAUAACAGAGUGGGCUCAUCAUAUGGGCGCUCAACGCCAAGCAGUAAAACAAAAAAUUCGUUUGCUAGUACGACAGGUUAUGUUAGUCCGAGAUAUGAAGGAUACACGUCACCGAGAGACAUGAAUAACAAUCAAAACAGACCCUUAUCGAAACGUGGAGUAAAAACAAAUCAACGUAAUAAUAACUUUAGCAAUGAUCCUUAUAGACCGAAAACAUUUUCAGGUGUCGAUUACAAUAAGCCUCCUACUCGUGGGUAUAGCUACAAUGCUAUGAACCAAACAAAUCCUAAUAUUUUUGGUGGAUAUCAUUAAAGAGUCGUUCAUUUUUCAAAAUUGAAGAGAAGCAUCAAGCAGGUAGUAGAUAACAUUGAUUCUGCUUAAAAAGAAUGCCAUUAGGUUAUACUUGACUAACAACUGAUUUUUAAUAUGACUGUUUUUAUUGAAGAUUUUUCAACGUCUAUUAUAACUUGAAUUUUUAUCUUUCGUAUCCACCUAAUUUUAAUUCACCUUGAUUUUUUUUUAUUUGAAGAGCACAAACUUUCGUAGAAAUUU